UGAAAUAAACAAGAUGUUGAAUUUUUCUACUUAAACUUUAAAGUAUAUUGUAAAUUAUGGAAAGUACAAAAUCACAUGAUACAAUAUUUGCGUUUCAAAACAGAGAUACUCAAAGCCAAUGGUCAGAGGUAUGGUCAACUACUCACAUUCCUGCGUUGGAUAAUGCUUCUGGAGGUGCAAAAGGUCCUGAUGGCCGCCGCAAACUGCGACUGGGUUCGCUUGCCCUCGGGGCUUUUCUUACUAUGCAUUGUCGAGUUUCUGCAUCAGCGCUUACAGGCGGAUUUUUUGUUUUCAUGUUGUUUCUUAUCUUGGCAACGGUGGUGCUUGCAAAUCCAUUGCGUCAUUUCGAAGUGUACCUUGGCCAGUGGAGUAUCAGCGGACCGGGUCGUGCUUUCCGCAUUCUACCAAUGUUUGAAGGUAUCGGUAUAGCAAUAUGUAUCAAUGCAUUAGUGCGCGCGAUUGUUUGCUGUACGAUAGCAGCUAUAACUGCCAUCUACGUGACGCAUUCCGUUGCUGAUUCGAAAUUACCAAUUACUUAUUGCAGGGAUUUCAACCUAAAGCCAUAUGAUCCAAUCCUGAAAGAAAUUAAGAUUUUAAUGCUGAAGGAAAGAAAGUCGAGAUUUUCCUUAGCGACCGGAGAAUUCGCAAAAAAUGAAAACGUUAUAGAACACGUCACAGUCGGUACACGCGAUUUUGCAUGGAGGAACGCAAGUCAUACAAAACUUCAAAAUAGAAAAAGGCCGCAACAAAACAAAACAACACCAGGCGGUUCUUGCAAAAAAAUAGAAGUAUGCAACGAAAACUACACUAUAGGAUAUCCUAUUCUUUGCAGCACUCCAGCAUAUAAUUUUUUUUACGUGGAAGUGGUUUUGUUUCGUGAAGACUAUAACUUCGGUCAGUUCAAUAUGCCGUUGGUGUUAUCUAUAAUCAUAAUUUGGGUUGUCCUGUGGUUAUUGCUGGUUGCAGAACGUCUGAAUCAUGGCAAGCUUAUUUGGAAUAAUAUGUCUUCGUGCCUUGUAGUCAUACCCUGGAUAUGGGCGGUGUUGCUGCUGAUCUCUGCAAUUAUUAACCUUGCUUCUAUGCCCGAAGCUUUGCGAAAUGUCUUUAGAAUUGGUGCUAAAGAAAUUCUUGCGGGAAUGGCGGACGCAUUAGAGGUAGCCCUCUAUAUACAUUCAGCGAGUGUUGGAACAGAGAUAAUUCAUGGAAAAGGACUAAAUCAUUACGCAUCUGGGCACAUUGACCCGGUCUUCGGCGCAGAGAACGUGUGGCACAGCGGAUUGUUGCUUCUGAUGACCGCGUUGCACGCAACUGGUGCUGCGACCUGCGCCGUAGUCGACUGCAUCCAACCCAACACGAGGAAACUGUAUGAUCUGAAUGAGAGCACAUUGUGGAUAAUUCCUAUGUACUCCAAGUGUACAUUGAUCAAUAAUUAUUCGCAUUUCAUGUCGGUACUCAUAUUCAGCGGACUCACGUUUUCCUACAUGACCGUCGCGUUUGCUCUGGUUAAGACAUCGUUACAUACUAUAUUCGAAUAUAAAGUUCAAUUAGUGUUCGCAGAACAAAUUGUGGUAGCCGGCAUUAUACUUAGCUGCAUGGGAUUGAGCCUUCUAUUUGCCACUACUGGUGGUGUAGCACUGCUAGAGAGCGUGGACGCGAUAAUGACGGGUGUGGCGAUGCCUUUUGUCUGUCUGCUGGAACUUGUGGCUCUGAUAUACGUUUACCGGAGCGACGACUUCGUAUCCGAUAUGAAUCUAGCGACCGAAGAAAAUGCAUGCGCCUCAAGAAUUGACACUCAGUGGCAGAUGAUACCUGCCAUAACAUUGCUCACACUCAUUAUGAAGCUGACGGUACUAUGCAGCGCGGAGAUGCCGAACUCGCUUAUGUGGAUCUCUACCAUAGUGUUGGCGGCCGUAGUGCUCGCAGCGCCGAUACGCGCUGUGCAGAAUAUUUACAGCUUCCUUCAAGCCAGACGCAAUGCACAACGCUAACACAUUUAUAGGGUAGCAAGAAGAAGUAACAAGAACUUGAACUGCGAAAGCGAAUUAUGAUUAUUUUAUUCUAUGUAUGGAAUUUCCCAAACACGCAUCGCGACUAAACCAUGCGAUUUUAGAUAAUUUUAAUGGCGAUCCUAGAAUAGAAUAGCAUCAAAAAUGCAUAACAAAAUAUUAGUACGAAUUUAAUGUGCACGCGCAUGAAAUUUGUAUCAAACCACAGAUUUAUUCACCGCGGUUUUUUCGCUGGGCGGGUUAGCUCUGUGUGAAAUACACAUACAUUUGUCAGCAUUGAUUCUUAUUUGGCACACACAAAUUUAGCAGAGUGCUUUUCAAAUCUGUGUGUGAUGCGUGAGCAUCGAGUUGUUGACUCCUAGCAAAAAAAUAUUGAAGUGUCUGCUUAAUCUCACUCUCCACUACUAUAAUUACAGCAGAGUAGGCGUCGGGUAGUAACUCAUGCUGCCGUUUGCUUGAACUUGCUAAAUAGUAUAAAAAACAGUGACAUGCCGAUGAGAUCCAAUUUAAAAAGGCAAAAUGCGAAUCGAUACUAACAUAUAAUUACCUUAAUAAUAAUAUUAACCUCUUUGCUCUUUGUAGAGCUUUUUCGCCAAGCUAAAGUGAAUAGCAGAUGUUUGAAAAUAAAUAACGUGCAAGAUAUUUUUUUAGUAAACUAAAGGCCCGAGCACGCAGAGUUGUGCAUAACACAUUGUAAUCACAUUGUGUAAAAAUAUAUUAGGUUGUGAGUGAUGAUCUUACGUACUAACUUAGUGUAAUAAUGUCACUGUAGAAGAGUUCUGCAUUGUAAAAUGCUGCUGGUAAAGUGAAUUGUAAUCGUCUCAAAUAUUUCGAUUAGUCAAAUCAUGUUAGCUAUUGUGAGUUUCCCAAUAUAAUUUAGAUUCAGUAUACAAAAAUUAAAAAACCAAUGAUUGAA
This is a messenger RNA of Pararge aegeria (speckled wood butterfly), 2922 nucleotides long. RefSeq lists its product as uncharacterized. The record is from RefSeq and is a predicted model, not a curated record. Gene Ontology annotation, biological process: sodium ion transmembrane transport. NCBI's taxonomy places the organism in Eukaryota, Metazoa, Arthropoda, Insecta, Lepidoptera, Nymphalidae. The transcript is spliced from 16 exons. The coding region runs from base 57 to 1988 and encodes 643 amino acids. Gene Ontology annotation, cellular component: membrane.